Molecule: messenger RNA, 441 nt
Organism: Phaedon cochleariae (mustard beetle)
Lineage: Eukaryota; Metazoa; Arthropoda; Insecta; Coleoptera; Chrysomelidae
Source: the annotation of a GenBank genome assembly
AUGCAAGAAACAUCCUUAGACACCAACAAUCUAUUCUCAGAAUCAUUGAUAACAGAAGAUGAAACAUGGACCAUACAAGUGAUGUACCCAGAUGGGGAAUCUCCUGAUUCCGAUGUCUUUCCAGGAGAAGAUACUCUGAUCUCCCUCGAAAAUGUCGAAAACGUCGAAGAAAUCCUCAAAUCGGUACAGGCAGUGAAAAUCGCCGACAGAGUUGAAAAACGUUGCAAAAAAUAUGAGAAGGCGAAAGUUUCAUUGCGAAAAACUUUAGGCAACGCUUGUCCUAAAUGUGACAAGAUAUACAAUGCCAGGCGUAAUUUGCUCAGGCAUAUCAAUCUGGAGUGUGGAAAAGAACCGAAGUACGCUUGUAUGUAUUGCCAGUACAAAAAUUACAGAAGGAAUGAGAUCAACAAUCACAUGAAGAAGAAACAUGGAUUGACGUAA